This is a messenger RNA of Pseudozyma hubeiensis SY62, 2259 nucleotides long. Its product is annotated as macrolide phosphotransferase k. The record is from RefSeq and is a predicted model, not a curated record. Gene Ontology annotation, biological process: transmembrane transport. The transcript has a single exon. The coding region runs from base 1 to 2259 and encodes 752 amino acids. Lineage: Eukaryota; Fungi; Basidiomycota; Ustilaginomycetes; Ustilaginales; Ustilaginaceae. Gene Ontology annotation, molecular function: transmembrane transporter activity.
AUGCUCCACCCUUCUUACGAAAUGUCUUCAACGCCUCAACCCAUAGAGCCUCUUUCCAGCUCACCCACCAUCGAAUAUCAUCCCUGGUCUUCGCAUCAAGAACAAGAGUUGCGUGGACAGUCGUCACGAUCACAACUCAUUAUCCCGACAAACGAAUCAGUUUCGUUCCAUACAGCUUACUCGCACGAUCAUCAUCAGAUAGACUAUUGGGAGCAACCUGCUCUACAGCCCUCAAGACCCAUCUUCACACAUAUGUCCAAGCGGGAGAUGGAGUCACCGACCCUUAGCGGCACCGAUGAGGUGCACGAGGAUGUCAGUGCCGUCGUUCGCAACAACUUGCAAGAAUAUGGAUUGCACGAUGCUCGUGGCAAAAAGACGCUCAAGUUCUGGAUUCUCAUCCUGGCCUUUUCCAUCACGGUAAUGUUGACUGCCUUGGAUAUGACCAUGAUCUCCACUGCGUUGCCUUCCAUUGUCAAGGAUCUGCCAAUGUCGACGAUCGCCGGCGGGUGGGUGACCUCCUCGUAUCUCCUAACCGUGACAGCCUUUCAACCCAUGUUUGGCGGAAUGUCCUGCGUGAUCGGUCGAAGAUGGUCGCUCGUGUUCGCAGUGAUCCUCUUCCUCGGUGGAAGCGUGAUCUGCGGCUGCGCGAACAGCAUCCUUCUGCUUGUCGUCGGACGCGGUGUUCAGGGCCUCGGAGGUGGCGGAAUUCAAGCAAUUGGUGAAAUCACCAUCUCGGACAUCACCACGCUUCGCGAACGAGGUUUCUUCGUCGGCAUCUUUGGCUUGGUAUUCGCUGUCGCCUCGUUUAUCGCGCCUGUACUCGGUGGCUACUUCAGCGACCACGACUGGCGCUGGAUCUUCUGGAUCAACAUCCCCAUCGGAGCCGUUGCGCUGAUCAUGCUCGUCCCUACGAUGAACCUCCCCGUGCCUUCAAUGCCGCUCAAGACCAAGAUCGCCAAGAUGGACGUUGUCGCCAAUACGGUGCUGCUGGGAAGCGUUGUCAGCAUCUUGAUCGCGGUCACCGAAGGAGGCGUGUCGCACCCGUGGUCGAGCGCCCGUAUUUGGGUACCCAUGGCCAUUGGUAUGGUUGGUUUCUUCCUCUUCCUAGCGAUCGAAUUUGUGCCGAACAGGCUCAGCACGCAUCCUGUCUUGCCAGCUAGACUCUUUGGCAACCGUACAGCAUGUUCGGCGUUCCUAAUGACGUUCUUGCAUGGCAUCGCCACGUAUGGAGCCAUCUACGCGCUUCCGAUCUACUUCCAGUCGAUUAAGGAUCAGAAGCCGCUCAAAUCGGCUGUUUCCACGUUCCCUUCCACUGCUCCGACCGCGCCCUUUGCCAUAGUCGCUGGUAUCAUUAUGGCCGUCACUGGCAAGUACAAGGACCUCACCUUCAUCGGAUGGGCUUUCACCGCCGGAGGAUUCGGAUGGAUGACCCGCUUCCAGACGGGCACGUCGGAAUGGGAGCUCGUCGUCGCCCAGAUCGUCACCGGCGUCGGUAUUGGUAUCCUGUUCGCUAUCACUCUGCCGCCUAUCCAGGCCAGUCUGCCGAUCGAAGAGCUCGAAACCGCCACUGCGACGUAUGCCUUUUGUCGGUCGUUCGGCGCCAUCUGGGGUAUCGCCAUCACGACAUCGGUGCUCACGGCGCAUGUCAGCAGCAAGCUCGGCUCGCUUCCUCAAGCGGCCGAGCUGGGUCUGACGGGUCCCACUGUGCUGGGCUACGUGGAGAACAUCAAGAAUCUGCCUGAACCCAUCCGCGAGCAGGUCAGGCAGAUGUACGCGGACGGUCUGCAAAAGGCUAUGUACGCCUUCCUGCCUAUCGUUGUAGUCGGGUUCGCUUGUUGUUUCUUCAUCAAAGAUCUGCCCUUGCCCGAUUUCAUCCGAGGCACCGACGACGGCAGUACCGAAGAGCAACGACAACAGCAGCAGGAGGCGCAGAUCGUGACCACUCACCAGGUUUCGUUCCACAGCUCACCUGCAUCCUCCUAUGAACCUUACCGAGAGAAGCACAGCCCGGGAAGUCCUCACGAUGACACACUCGUUGGCUCUGCUUCGGACCACUCCCAUCGCUCUCAGCGUCAGCUCGAGAACCACAGCAUACCAUCAAAGUCAAGCAUGCAGCAGGUCUCGAGCUUCCCUGACGCGUACGCCACAGAUGCGUACCAACCCAGGGCCUCAACUCCGCAUGCAAGGCAAUCAUCGGAGGCUACAAUGGGCGAGGAUGGGUACGGCGGCAUUGUCGCCCCUGAAAGAGCCCAUUGGUAG